AUGGAAUUUGUAUCAAACUUCAAUCUGUCUGAAAACUACAGAGACUGUCCCUACCAGCCACUUCACUUGUCCCUGUUCGAGCUCAAAACUCUAGUUCCGGUCACGGUAGUGUGUGUGGGCCUAUUCUUCCUAGGAGUGCUUGGGAACCUGGCCACCAUCUUUGUGUUUCAACGAUGCAAGGAGAUGAGGACCACCACCAACCUAUAUCUCUCUAGCAUGGCUCUUUCUGACAUCCUGAUCUUUGCUGGCCUGCCCCUUGACCUCUACCGCCUCUGGAGGUACUGCCCGUUCGUGUUUGGGGACUUCCUGUGCCGCUUCCAGUUCUAUUUGAGCGAGACUUGCACGUAUGCUACCAUUCUCCACAUAACCACCCUCAGCAUGGAACGCUACCUGGCUAUUUGCUUCCCGCUCCAGGCCAAGGUGCUGGUCACCAAGGAGAGAGUUAAGCUGGUUAUCAUGGCUCUCUGGGUAAUCUCCAUGGUAACGGCCGCCCCUGUUUUCUUUAUCGUCAAGGUGGAGAGCCAGGAAUGUAAGCUUACAGAGCAGGCUGUCCAAUCUGGUCUUUUGCAGACAAUGACCUGGGUCUCUACGCUGUACUUCUUCCUGCCCCUGCUGUGUAUGAGCCUCCUUUAUGGGCUCAUUGGAAGGAAGUUGUGGAGGACCAAAAGGGAUAUCCAGGGGCCCAGUGCUAGGAACCGGGAGAGGUACCAUCGGCAGACCAUCAAGAUGUUGGCUCUGGUGGUGCUGGCCUUCACACUGUGCUGGCUGCCCUUCCACGUGGGCCGUAUCCUGUUCUCAAACGCCUCCAGGAGUGACAUCGAGGCCCAGGACCUGUUCACCACCAGCCAGUACUUCAACCUGGUCUCCAUGGUGCUCUUCUACCUCAGCGCCUCCAUCAAUCCAGUCCUGUACAACCUCAUGUCAGAGCGCUACCGCAGCGCAUUGCGCCGCCUGCUGGGCAAGCCCGCGGCACCCCUACGAGGGCAGGGCUCCUGCUGCCAGAGCCAGGUAGAGUGCCCUGAAGGAACGGAAGUCAGCACCUGUGUGUGAGAGGGUGAUCAAAGAGCAGCACAGCUCACACCAUCCUGCAAUGUCCAUUCUCAAACCAUAUAUACAUAGGGAACGCCAUCUCAACAUACAAGACAAUACUGUGCCAUGCUACAGCAGUGCUAUACGUUGUACCCUGGCAGAACCAUGCAACAGCACAGAAGGAAGUUUCUGGGCUGUGUUUGAUACAUUUUCUACUCAUUAAAGCAGACUUGCCUUCUACACAAUAUUUUAUUUGUUAAAUGUGAACCACAUAGUAGUCUCCAUUAGUUAUAACCAUGUAGUAUUUAAUAUAAUUGUGUUUCUUUUAUUGAUCACUUGCAGACGGGAUCUCUAGCCAAUACUUCUUUUUGGAUGUUUUCUAGUAUUGUAUUCCCCGUUAUCUCCCAUAUCUGUAAACCCACCCUCAGAUAUAUAGAUAGAUUGAUAUCAAUCAAUAUAAAGAUCUCUAUAUCUAGCUAUCCAUUUUUUCAACUAAUGGCAUUCUUUGUAAAUGUGAUUACUUUUUAAUCUAGCAGAAUUCUAGUUAAUACUUGAUGUCCUGUAUAGCACUCCAUAUUGUAUGUUAAAUAUUCUAAGGGAGUGAUCCUCACAACUAUGCCUGCAACGGAUGUUAACAUAAAAAAAUAUUCUGUAUAACGUCAUCUUACCCCCCUUUUCAUUAUGCUUUAAGUUUAUGAGUAUAAAUACAGUGUUGAUGUGGACUGAUUUGCACACUGUAUGCAAGUCAUGCGCAAAAGUAUUUUAGGGCAGCAGAGGCCUUCCAUUAAAAUAAAUACAGAUAGGCCAAAGCAUGGCCACUCCAUUUUUUGUGCAAAACAAUGUUCCGUGAUAAUGGUGGAUAUCAAUCAGAGCAUGUUUUGUCAUGUUUUUAUGUCGUGUUGACACGGUUUGAAUGUUGACCAAUAUUCAGGAGUUGUAAACUCGUGAUGCAGACUCCAAAAAAAAAAUCUAAACAUUGGGGGCCAUAUUCACCAAGCUUUAAAUAAUUGUUAUUAUUUAUGUUUUUAAAACCGCUGUGAAUGUGGCCUUAUGUUUUUGAGCAGAUGCAUUGAGAUGACAGAAAAGCUUUUAAUUGCUCGAUUUACACAACAAAAGAAGAGUUUUUUGGAUAAUGACUAAUUUAUUUGACAUAUUAAAUAUAUUAUCUAUUUGAUAGUUACAAUUUAGCAAUACAUAAUGCAUGGCAGUUUUUAAUAUGAGUUUAUGAAAUACCUCAACAUAUUACAAAAAGUAAAAGAACACAACAGAUUUACAAUAAUGACACUAAAGUAUGUAGUGUUUGGAAUGUAUGAUUGUUAUAUACAAAAUUAAAACAAAUAUAAAAAGGACAACAAAACUGAUAGACGGCAUGAUUUAAAAACAACCGCAUCCUGUAGAAUACAUGGAAAUGUUAAUGGCAAUAAGAAUCCAGCAACGUGUGAUUUAUAACUGGCAUUCAGUCAGGAUCAAGUCCAGAUAAAAACGGACUUCGUUCAUGAACUGAACCCAUUCUAGAACAUGUGGCUUUCUGCACUUGCUUAUGUAUUGUGUGUGAUCUUUGUGCUCAUGGAAAGUUCUGGAUUGACAAGUAAAGAUUCUCCAGGAUUCUUCAUGAUCACGUCUCAAGCCUGUGAGGGAUUACUCCAAAACUGUGUCCAGUGACACUUACGCAAGACGUGUGAUUGAGCACCAAGUCUUAAAACAGCCAUCCCACUGAGCUAAGGCCUCUGGCGGUGAAAGGCUAGUGCACUAUUCAAACUUUUGACUAUAUAGAAAUACUAAAAUAAAAACUUAGAACUGAAGACUUGAGCGCUACAAGCCUGCUGUGCUUGGAGAGCAUCCGAAUCCCCAGAGCCCUAUACCACACAUUAAAACAAAAUCAGCUGCUGUUUUUCUAGAAAUAUUUUUAAAAAAGCGAACGGCUUCGGCUCAAAAGAACCCUCUUUUAAGUAACCCAAUUAAACUGAUCUUUUGCGUAACUUCAAAACGAAGGGUGGACCCUUUCAGUUGCAAAUACAAAGCAACUACAGGGUCAUUAAAGGCAUUCGAUGUGUCUUUUGUAAACUAUUCGUGUGACAGCAGAGUGAGACAGCAUACUUUAUCUGUGUGCCCACAUGUAUGUGUAUGUACAGUAGCGGUAUGUUGUACACAAAGUAGCAAACAAACAUAGCAAAGCCAUCUUUGGAAUGAGACACUGCCCUUAAUGUAGCUCUUUACAGUCCAACAGCAAACAAUUCAGGCCUAAAAAGGAUGGAUAUGUAAACAUGUUCUAAAUAAAGACACAGCUGCAUAAAAACACUGUUUUCCCUCUCAAAUCCACUGCAUAAAGCACUCACUAAAUUGAAUUGGAUCUAUUAAUCCAAUUUGCUACAAGUAGAACAAUACAUUCAAACAAGCAUAUCAAAGCCUUCUUAGCUGAAAUAAAUAGAAUACAAAUUGAGGCAUAAAUAAAAGGGAUUACAAUUAAAUGAAGCUGGGAUGAUACAAAACAGUCUUAAAUGAAAGCUGAUGUUACUCAAGCUGAAGCCAGAACGUAUUGUGUAUACUAAUGCAAUACCUUGCAUUCCACAGCCCUGCUCAGUGACUGGUUCCAGUUCCACUUCAAUAAACACCCAGGCCACGGCAAGCUGGCACUCCAUCUGAGAUUAGUAACACACUUGUUCUCACGUAACAAAUCUGAUUUGGCAAUUUACAAAAAAACAAAAGCAAAGGUAGUGAUAAUAUGCAGGCCUGUAUAACAUUUUGUAAAAUAUAAAACUAAAUAUUGAAAACCAGCAACGACCAACCAAAUUGUUACAGAGCGACAAAACAACCAAAAAAUAUAUACUUUGAUGUAGAGCAUGAAUAUUUAUUUGGCCCAAAUAUUUGGUAUUUUAUAAAUUACAUUACAGGUCUAUGACCAUCUCUGGUUGAUUUUGUUAUUUAAAUUUUUUUUUUUUUUUUUUUUUUUUCAACCAACUGCAAAAUACAAGCUGCAUAUCAUUAGUUUGUUGGAGAGAUUUGUGUUUUCUGUCUAAUUCAGCACCUGCAGUCUAGCACAAGGGGGACCACCUUACUGUGAGAACACACAGUCUAUAGGCUACGGUUUACGGGCUUACAGGUUCCUAAACAUUUUAGACUGGUAUAACUACUUGUUUUCAACAAUUUCCCUAAAUGAUAACCAUUUUAUACAUUGGUAUAUAUGU
Molecule: messenger RNA, 4214 nt
Organism: Polyodon spathula (Mississippi paddlefish)
Lineage: Eukaryota; Metazoa; Chordata; Actinopteri; Acipenseriformes; Polyodontidae
Product: growth hormone secretagogue receptor type 1-like
Exons: 2
Coding region: 1-1050 (349 amino acids)
Biological process (GO): G protein-coupled receptor signaling pathway
Cellular component (GO): plasma membrane
Molecular function (GO): G protein-coupled receptor activity
Source: RefSeq, a predicted model, not a curated record